AUGGCUGGCCGCAAAAGAACCAGGGCUUCUCGGUCGCAGCCCGCCACCCCCGGCCUGCCAAAUGUCUACCAAGAGAUGCUGCUUGAGGCAGGCGCUGGUACUGGUCCUUCCACUCCAGCUCCCUCCGAGCCGCCGUUGAAGAAGCUUAAGCGACCUGGAGAGAAGACUGCCCGAGUCGAUCCGCCCAAGGCCCCAGAGCCGGACGAAGACGAAGAUGAUGAAGAUAUUGAAUUUGAAGACGUCGCUCUCCCCCCACCUAUUUUCCAGACAAUGGAAAGAGAUUCAGACGAGGAAGAAUCCGAAGAUGACAUCGAAUUCGAGGAUGUCGAUUUGGGCGCCGUACACCCGGAUGUGGAGGUUACAGAGGAACCGAAGAAGCUUACACUCAAUCUAUCAGCCCAUACGCCGACAACACCUGCAGCCAAAAAGGGCGCCGAUAGAAGAAAGCCUAUCUCGAAAGAGGAGAGGGAACGCCGCAUAACAGUACACCGGACACAUCUGCUCUGCCUGAUGCUGCACUGUGCUUUGAGAAACCGAUGGUGCGACGAUGGAGAAGUACAGAAAUCAAUGCGUUCUCUUUUGACCAAGAAGAUCGUCAAUUAUCUGAACCCAUCAUCUGAUCUGCCACAAUUUGGCCAAACACAAUCUCUCAAAACUGGUCUUGAACAAGCUGGGUCCAUUUUCAAGGCCAAGUUUCAUAUCACAGAAAAGGGAUUGCGCCGGGCUCUUUGGGCUGAGGACCCCGAGCACAUCUCCAAGCAAUAUGGACUCAUGCUUGGAAAGAUCUGA
Colletotrichum chrysophilum is the source of this 789-nucleotide messenger RNA. RefSeq lists its product as uncharacterized. Lineage: Eukaryota; Fungi; Ascomycota; Sordariomycetes; Glomerellales; Glomerellaceae. The record is from RefSeq and is a predicted model, not a curated record. Gene Ontology annotation, molecular function: single-stranded DNA binding; damaged DNA binding. Gene Ontology annotation, biological process: mismatch repair; nucleotide-excision repair. The transcript has 2 exons. The coding region runs from base 1 to 789 and encodes 262 amino acids. Gene Ontology annotation, cellular component: cytoplasm; nucleotide-excision repair factor 2 complex; XPC complex.